AUGGCUGCCGCCGUAGACGACGGGCAGUUCCUCAAGCAGGCGACUGGUCGAAACACUCGAGGCUUGCUGCGAGUGAUUAUCCUGUGCCUGAUUGCGGGUGCGGCCGUGAGCAGCCGUCUGUUCUCAGUGAUUCGCUUCGAGAGCAUCAUCCAUGAAUUCGAUCCCUGGUUCAAUUUCAGGGCAACAAAGUAUCUCGUUCAGCAUGGCUUCUACAGCUUCUGGGACUGGUUCGACGACCGAACAUGGCACCCGCUGGGCCGAGUUACUGGUGGCACCCUCUACCCCGGAUUGAUGGUCACCAGCGGCGUCAUCUACCACUUCCUCCGCGCCAUUGCCCUCCCCGUCGACAUUCGUAACAUCUGUGUCCUCCUGGCCCCCGCCUUCUCCGGCCUCACUGCGCUGGCUACAUACCUCCUGACAUCGGAAAUGGUACCCUCGCCCUCGGCUGGUCUGCUUGCGGCCGCCUUCAUGGGCAUCUCACCCGGUUACAUUUCGCGAUCCGUGGCCGGAAGUUACGACAACGAGGCCAUUGCCAUCUUCCUUCUCGUCUUUACCUUCUUCCUGUGGAUUAAGGCUGUCAAGAUUGGUUCCAUAUUCUGGGGUGCAUUGACUGCCCUGUUCUACGGAUACAUGGUGUCAGCGUGGGGUGGAUACGUCUUCAUCACAAACUUGUUGCCUCUGCACGCUUUCGUCCUCAUCUGUAUGGGACGAUACAGCCCAAGGCUGUACGUCAGCUACACUUCGUGGUACGCCCUGGGCACGCUUGCGAGUAUGCAGAUUCCCUUUGUCGGUUUCCUGCCCAUCCGCAGUAGCGAGCACAUGUCGGCUCUUGGUGUCUUUGGUCUCCUCCAGCUUGUCGCAUUCGUCGACUGGGUCCGCGCACAACUUCCAGGCAAGCAGUUCCAGACGCUUCUUCGCGCACUGGUUCUGGGUGUCUUCGUCAUUGGCGUCGGAGGUCUGGUGCUUUUGACCGUCUCAGGUGUCAUCGCGCCCUGGACUGGCCGUUUCUACUCGCUCUGGGACACUGGAUACGCCAAGAUCCACAUUCCCAUUAUCGCAUCCGUCUCCGAGCACCAGCCUACUGCCUGGCCCGCGUUCUUCUUCGAUCUCAACAUGAUGAUUUGGCUCUUCCCUGCUGGUGUCUACCUGUGCUUCCGCACUUUGACCGACGAGCAAGUCUUCAUUGUCAUCUACGCUGUCCUUGCCAGUUACUUUGCUGGUGUCAUGGUCCGUCUCAUGCUUACUCUGACUCCCAUUGUUUGUGUUGCAUCUGCCAUUGCCUUUUCCCAGAUCCUUGACACCUUCCUGGACGCCAAGACGCCCAAGCCCAAGACCGAGAAGGAGAGUGCCGAUGUGGCUUCAGUUGCAGCGGCAGCAGUGCUCCCAGACGGCCUCCGAUCCACCCGCAGCCCCUGGGUUGGUAUUUACUCAUAUGCCUCCAAGCUCACUGUUGUCGGUUCCUCCGCCAUCUACCUUGUGAUUUUUGUUCUUCACUGCACUUGGGUCACCUCAAAUGCGUACUCGUCGCCCUCAGUCGUGCUCGCGUCCCGUACCCCCGAUGGUCACCAACACAUCAUUGAUGAUUACCGUGAGGCGUACUACUGGCUCAGGCAGAACACUCCCCAAGAUGCAAAGGUCAUGGCGUGGUGGGAUUAUGGUUACCAGAUUGGUGGCAUGGCUGACCGCCCUACGCUCGUUGACAACAACACGUGGAACAACACACACAUUGCUACCGUUGGUAAGGCCAUGAGCUCCAGCGAGGAGGUCAGCUACCCGAUUAUGCGCCAGCAUGAAGUUGACUACGUCUUGGUAGUCUUUGGUGGUCUUCUUGGCUACUCCGGAGACGACAUCAACAAGUUCUUGUGGAUGGUCAGGAUUGCCGAGGGUAUCUGGCCCGAGGAGGUCAAGGAGCGCAGCUUCUUCACAUCGCGAGGUGAAUACCGUGUUGACGAACAAGCUACACCAGCCAUGAAGAACAGUUUGAUGUACAAGAUGUCAUACUACAACUACAAUGCGCUUUUCCCUGCAGGUCAAGCACAGGACCGUGUCCGUAACGCGCGUCUGCCUGCUCAAGGUCCGGAGCUUAGCACCAUUGAGGAGGCCUUCACCAGUGAGAACUGGAUCAUCAGGAUUUACAAGGUCAAGGACCUCGACAACUUUGGUCGUGACCACCAAAGCGCGGUUUCCUUUGACAAGGGCCACAAGAAGAAGCGCUCUACAAAGAGGAAGGGUCCCAGGGUACUGAGAGUGGAGUAG
Messenger RNA from Bipolaris zeicola 26-R-13, 2256 nucleotides. RefSeq names its product glycosyltransferase family 66 protein. Gene Ontology annotation, biological process: post-translational protein modification. The transcript has 4 exons. Gene Ontology annotation, cellular component: membrane. Gene Ontology annotation, molecular function: dolichyl-diphosphooligosaccharide-protein glycotransferase activity. NCBI's taxonomy places the organism in Eukaryota, Fungi, Ascomycota, Dothideomycetes, Pleosporales, Pleosporaceae. The record is from RefSeq and is a predicted model, not a curated record. Bases 1 to 2256 code for a protein of 751 amino acids.